Molecule: messenger RNA, 2025 nt
Organism: Strongylocentrotus purpuratus (purple sea urchin)
Lineage: Eukaryota; Metazoa; Echinodermata; Echinoidea; Camarodonta; Strongylocentrotidae
Product: amiloride-sensitive sodium channel subunit alpha-like
Exons: 9
Coding region: 1-2025 (674 amino acids)
Biological process (GO): sodium ion transmembrane transport
Cellular component (GO): membrane
Molecular function (GO): ligand-gated sodium channel activity
Source: RefSeq, a predicted model, not a curated record
AUGGAAGUUCCACUUGAUGAGGAAGAGAAGCCUUUAUCACCAGAGAAGCCUUCAUCACCAGAGAAGCCCAAAGCAGUCCUGGAGAAGCCCAAGGCCCUAGUCAGGGAGAUGACUAACGAUAUCCUCGUCAAAUCAUGGCGUACGGUUGUUCAAAGCUUUUGUAAAUCAACGACGAUGCAUGGAAUGAGUCGGGUGAUAGAUUCGACCAGAGCAAUCUUCCGUUUAGCAUGGCUUCUCACCGUACUCACCUUCCUGUGUGUCCUCAUGUGGCAGGCGUACCGUCUCGUCGAUGAGUACAGGGGAAACCCGACAACGACAACCAUCCAAAUGGUGACCAAUAACAAGCUCUCCUUCCCCGCCGUCACCGUCUGCAACAUGAACAGGCUACGAAGGUCAAAGCUGGUAGGUACGCGGUUCGAACCUCUCUUGGAUAUAGACCGACAUGUCACUAUUUUGAAUCUUGGGCUGGAUGAUGGUGAAAUUGAAGUGGAUGAUCACGCCGAACCGUCUCCAUCACUAACACCAGCAACCACCACGUCAACGAUUACGACUACAACCGCAUCUCAAGUGACAACAAAAAGUACGAGUGUACCUCCUAAUGACGAAGACUUAGUGUCUUCAACUACCGUUGAAGGUUUGGAAAUGUCGUCGACUAAAGAUACCCCGUUGGUCGUCGACGUUGAUAACCCUGAUGCUCGUCGUCGAAAGCGUAGUGUUAACUGGCAGACGACGAACAAACGUUUAUCAUCACUACGUCAAAUGAACAAUGUCCCUGCUCCCGCCAUUCCAUUGAUUGGUGCUCCAGUGGAGAAUGAUGAUUCAAACUGGGGAUAUCUGCUGCAGUUGUCGGAAUCUGAUGAUUUUCAAGAUUUUAUAGGAUCGGUGAAUCCAUCUAAAGGAGAACUUCGUAAACUAGGUCAUCAAGCAGAAGAGUUUAUUCUACAGUGUUCAUUUAAUCAGCAUUAUUGUGAUUACAGAAAUUUCACGACGACUCACAAUUCACAGUAUGGAAACUGUUUCACCUUCAAUCGGCCGGCUGAAAACAAUUCCGUUUUGCAAACAGGAAAGAUCGGCUCCAGAUUUGGCCUCCACCUGACCCUGUUCACGGACCAAUCAGAAUACAUCGGUCUCCUGUCUCACCAGUCUGGUGUACGCGUUGCUAUCCAUGAGCCUAACGCCCGCCCCUUCCCUGAAGAUGAAGGAAUCACGGCUUCUACAGGCACGCUAACAUCCAUUGGACUACGACUACGGAAUAUAACCAGACUGAGUGGACGUUACAGCGAUUGUCGUAAGAAGAAUCGUGGCGACCCAUCCGAGUUUACUCAUGAUUUUGACUACUCGUUACGAGCCUGUCUGAAUGCGUGCUACCAGGGAAAGCUCCGGUAUGAAUGCGGCUGUGUAAAUGACGUCAUGGGGAACACUACAAUAUGCAGUACGCUGGAUCGAAGACAAGAGGCAUGUCAGCGGAGAGUAGACCAGAUGGCAAUAGAUGACAAGUUGGGCUGCCCAUGCGUCUCACCUUGCAGCGAGAUCGACUAUGAGAGAUUCGCAUCAUUCUCAAAAUGGCCAACGGAGAGCGCUGACGCACAUCUGAAGAAGAAGCUUAACAAGCGAAACCGAAAGGCUGGGAAUAUGACCAUGGACGCAUCGUUUAGAAGAAAAAAUUUGGUUCGUGUAGAAAUCUUCUACGAGAAGUUGAAUUACGAAGCGUACACUCAGAUGCCCAAAUACACGUUUGGCAGUCUACUUGGAGGCAUUGGUGGUAUCAUGGGGUUCUUUGCUGGUAUGUCUCUCAUCACUGUCUUCGAGCUAUGUGGGUUCAUCAUCCAGCUCCUCGGGCUCCUAUGUGGCCGACUGACCACGCCCAUGCCCGAAGAGGCCGCCACGGAGGGGGGUGAACCUGCCCCUCCCCAUCCCGAGUCACGCAUUGGUAGGGUAGGACGUCGGUUCACCAAGGUGUUCAGCCAUCAUCCUCAUGCCCAUGGACAUGGAGGGAGCGCUAGAGCUCGACAAACCGACCUGUGA